Molecule: messenger RNA, 1077 nt
Organism: Cannabis sativa
Lineage: Eukaryota; Viridiplantae; Streptophyta; Magnoliopsida; Rosales; Cannabaceae
Product: ribonuclease 1-like
Exons: 4
Coding region: 95-895 (266 amino acids)
Biological process (GO): RNA catabolic process
Cellular component (GO): extracellular region
Molecular function (GO): ribonuclease T2 activity; RNA binding
Source: RefSeq, a predicted model, not a curated record
AAAUAGAACUAAAACUCAAGCACAAAAUCAUAUACAUAUAUAGUACUUAUGAUCUCACAAAACUACUAUAUAUAUAAAAAUCAAGAUAAGCAUCAUGAAGAGUAGUAUUAGUUUGAUUUUGAUUAUUUUGGUGAAGCUUCUACAACUGGGGCAUCUAUCAUCAUCACCAACAAUCAUUAUUGCUUCUUUUGAUGAUGCUGAUCCUCCUCCUCCUGAACUUGUACAAUAUGACUUCUUCUACUUCGUCCAAACGUGGCCAGGUUUCGGUUCGAAAAAAGAUAAGAAAUUGGUGCCUAAUAGCUUUACUAUUCAUGGUCUUUGGCCACAACGCAAAAAAGGGCGGAUGCCCGACUGUCCUACAACACCCCGCUUUCAACCCAACUUGAUCAGCAAGGAUACGCGCAAAGAAUUGGAUAGGCAAUGGGUGGCACUAAAUCCAAAACUAACUAAUGUGGAAUUUUGGAAGCACGAGUGGGAAAAACAUGGAACUUGUUCAAAUGAUCAAUUAAACCAAGUUCAAUAUUUCGAUACAGCUCUUCGGCUGAAACGCCAGUACGAUAUUCUCAAAAUUCUUGAAGCUAAAGGUAUAAAGCCAAAUGAUGGAUCUUACAAGGUAUCGGCUAUAAAAGCAGCUAUAAAGGAGAAAAUUCGAUACGAUCCAAUAGUGAGAUGCGUGGAGAAGGAGAAGCUCAAGUUAAUAUUGUAUGAGAUUUUCUUGUGUGUGGCUAAAGAUGGAAGCAAGUUUGAGGAGUGUGAAACAUCAAAAGAAGAUAUUCCAAUUCCAAUAGAUGAGGAAGAGUAUGAAGCUUCUACAUGCCCAAAUGAUGGUACGAUAAUUUUUCCUAAGAUUAUUUGGAAGGAGGAUAACUACUGCAAAAUGAUGAUCAUGAAAUAAUAAUAAUAAUUAAGAAACAUAAAAACGAGUACUAUUACUACUACUGUUGUUGUUGUACCUAAUAAGCUAGACUUGUUAUAAAGUCCAGUCCAGUCCAGUCAUGAACAAUCAAUUAAUGUACUAUAAUAUGUGUGGUUGUUCGUAAUAAUAAAUAAGCUCUCCUACUAAGGGCACUUAAUUAA